GUCGAGUGGGAUAAUGGCAAGCAGCGUUCCGAAAUUGUUUUUCGGCGACUCCGAAGAAGGCGUGCCAGUUCCUCGAGAAGUUCUACCGCCAGGCACGGGUCCUGUAAGCGAAUCCUUGCUGGGAUACUCUGCUCAUGUUAUGCUUGAUCAUCUUUUUGUUCGCAAUUGUCCUGGGUACUCGCUCAGAUGAGGAAUUGCAGCAGGUAGUACUACUUUGAUGAAUUUAUUUUUGACAACUCCUCGUCCUCGAAUUAUAUCUGAAUGGCACUAGUUCUAGUAUCAUUCUUCAUCCUCUAAUAUGAACGGUAUUCGUUUGUUGGAAGGCGGAACCCACGUAGCGAUGCCUCACGAGAGCGAUCAGCCGCUUCACGGAAUCCAAGUGCAACGAAUGCCUGGGACCCGUGGACCGCUGAAGAACGCGAGUUGCAGAGGGAGACGCUCGUGACAGAUAUCCCUUCAGGCGUUUUGAUGCCGGAUGCUUCGUGGUCUUCGUUCUAGCAUGAGCACAACGUCCGGUGCUUCAUCUAGUACUACAUCAUCCACCACUGGCGCGUCUACUGCGACCGUUCUUUCUCUCCGAGCACCGCCGCCUUAUCGGAGAUUGCUCGCGCAAAAGGAGGCGAACGGCUCGAGGCGCUUUACAUUUCGGCGGUUCAGUUCUUCGAGCAGCUGGUGGAAACGCGGAUCGAAUCACCACUCAAAUUUUUUGUGUCCACCAGUUCUUCGAGCAGCUGGUAGACACGCGGAUCGAAUCACUACUCAAAUCGCCGAGCUUCGCGCCCUCCUCGAGGCAGAGACGUCGCUCCUCCUGCAGGCAGUGGGGCAGUACUACGGAAGCAGCGCAACCAAGACGAAGACCAACAGCGUGUCGGACAGCAGCAAGCCUCAGGGUGUGCUCUACUCUCUGCGCGGGUGCUACCACUUCGAGGCACACCCCCACCUGCGAAUCCGAGGUUCCGAGGUACACAUCCCGCUGGAGACGCCGCUCUUCGUUGCGACGAUGGUCAGUCCGGCGCACCUGGGCAGCAGCAGUGCUAACCAGGGUUACGCACGCUUUCGCUGGAAUGCAGCCCUGCAGCAAGUGGAACUGUACUCGAUGUGGGUCGUCGAUUUCAACUUCCAGUCGGCGCCACCCACGAUGCACGCACCGGGUCUCGCAGCCGCAACGAGCGGAGGAAGCAGCUUGGCAGCGCCUUACACCUCGUCUGCCUCCUACAAUUAAAGCUCCAACAAGAAAUCCAUCUUCACAGGCAUCUUUGUCCUCCCGUUUUCCCGUUUUCCUUAGAGGAACGAAAAGGAGACCCAAGAUGCUGCGGAGGAUGGAUGUCUCUUCGAUAUUUCAUCUAAUAGACCGACCUAUUUGGAAGUGCUGCCGUUACGGCGGUCUCCACACGUCCGCAGACCUCGCCGCACUACGCAAAGCUGGUUGUGGGAAGCGCAGACGGAUUCGGGAACCCGUGUGUAUUUCUAACCACAUUUGGAAGCGCACACGGAGUCACUCACGGCAGAUCCACGCUCCCAGGGCUCGGCGACAGAACCUCGCGGUCUCUUCGAGCUGGUGCAGCGACGUAG
This is a messenger RNA of Amoebophrya sp. A25, 1572 nucleotides long. NCBI's taxonomy places the organism in Eukaryota, Dinophyceae, Syndiniales, Amoebophryaceae. The record is from the annotation of a GenBank genome assembly.